AUGGAAAAGGGAUAUGUUGGGCAGAGUCACGCUAAUGAUAAAGAUGUUCCUGGGUUAGCUCCAAUUGAUAAUGUGAAGGCUAGUGAGAUGCCUUUUGCUGCUGAGGAUACUAGUAUGGAUUCAGGUAAGGUUGCUGACAGUAUGGUGAAAGCGGCUCCUAAGGGAGUUGAUAUCUUGCCUGUGGACCCUGCUUCUAAUCGGAGAGUUGAGGGUGGGGGAAGAAAGCCGAGACUAGCUUCUCAGGGUGUUGCCAAUAUUCUUCUGAAAAUGAAAGCCAAGAAGAAAGAUAAUAUGGAAAAGAUAAAAAGGCUUGGUGAAGUGGGAGAGAAAAUGCAGGCUGAGAUUGUUUGUUUGCUUGAAACUCGGGUCAAAGAGAUUAAGGCUCAGAAUGUUAUGGCUCAGUUUGUGGAAGAGUGGAGUUACUGCUGGAAUUACAGUUGCUUAGAUAAUGGUAGGAUCUGGGAAGAGCUAUGGAAUCAACUCUCUAAUGUUUGUUCUUUGGUUGGUAGUAAUAUUUGGUUGGUUGGGAGAGAUUUGAACGUUACUGUUAAAGCUAUGGAGAGCUCAAAGUAUGAGGAUUGGCACCUCACAUCAGAAAUGGAUGACUUGAGGAAUUGUAUGACAGAUUUGGGUCUAGUAGAUCACCCCUUUUUUGGGCCUGUGUUUACUUGGUCUAAUAAACAAGAAGAGGGCUUCCUAGCCAGAAAAUUGGAUAGAGUUAUGGUUAAUGAUCAAUGGUGUGAGGCAUUUCCAAACUCUCAUGUGGAGUUUCAAGCCCCUGGAGUUACUGAUCAUUGCAUGACAGUUGUUUGGUGCACUCAUGAGAACCUUGCUUCUAGGCCAAAGCCCUUUAAUUUUUUUUACUUUUGGGCAUUGCAUCAUGAAUUUAAGGAGGUGGUUGGGCAAUCUUGGAAAGCUUUCAAUAAAAGAUGCUUUGCUAACAUAACUGAGAAAGUGGCUGAAAAAAUGAUUCAAUUGGAGAAACAACAAAUUCUGAACCUUUUUGGAGGGAUUCCAGUUAAAAGAAAGAGAAACACAAUAAGGGUCCUGGUUGAUGAGGGUGGUAAUAAAUUGGAAACUUUUGAUUCCAUAGCUGAUGAACUUGUGAACUAUUUUACAAGGCAGAUUGGUUAUGUUGAUGAUAUUGUGCAGGGGUGUACUAACAAUUUAGUGAUAGAUUUAUUGGGGUACACUCUUCCUGCAGGCAAGGAUAAAGCCCCUGGCCCAGAUGGAUACACUGUUGGGUUCUUUCAAUAUGCCUGGGACAUUGUUAGAGUUGAUUUUAUUGCUGUUGUGAGGUAUUUCUUUGAAACCUCUAGAAUGUUGUCUGUUUUUAACUCUACUGCCAUAGCUUUAGCUCCUAAGAAGCCUAACUAUUGUAAAGCUAUGGAUUUUAUACCCAUAUCCUGCUGCUCUGUAUUUUAUAAGACUGUCACUAAGAUACUGGUGAGUAGACUGGUUGGAUACCUUCCUGAGAUGAUUACUCCUAACCAGUCAGCCUUUGUGAGGGGGAGAAAUAUCGAAAGCAAUACACUCUUGGCUCAAGAGCUUGUCAGAGGGUAUGGAAGAAGUUAUAUUUCCCCUAGAUGUGUUAUUAAAGCUGAUUUGCAAAAAGCCUUUGAUUCUUUAAGUUUGAAGUUUCUGCUUGCUGUCUUGAAGGGGUUAGGGCUGCCAACUCAGUUUAGAGGCUGGAUUGAGGCUUGUGUUAUGGACUCCAGAUUCUCCAUUGUUUUGAAUGGUAGCCUUGUGGGAUAUUUUAGAGGGAGAAGAGGAGUAAGCUUGGAUUCAAUUGUUGGGGUUAAAUGUGUUUUGGAUAGGUUUUAUGUGAUGUCUGGGCUAAGGCUUAAUGCCUCUAAGACUGAAAUAUACAUUGCUGGUAUAAAUGAAAGACAGAGGACUUUGAUUCAAGAGACUACUGGAUUUACUAUUAGCUGUCUCCCAGUGAGAUACCUGGGGGUACCUCUUGUCCCCAGGAAACUGACUGAGAAAGACUGUGCUAGCUUAGUGGAGAAAAUCAAAGCUAAACAACUUAUUUUACCUGCUGUUGUAAGGAGGGUUUACCAACUUUGUGCCAGGUUCUUUUGGAAGGGAGGUGAUAUCCCAACUAAGGGUGCUCGUGUGAGCUGUAAAUAUUUGCUCUUUGCUGAGGGUUCUUUGUGGGUAGCUUGGGUGAGGUCUUAUGUCCUUAAAGGGGCUGAUUUUUGGUUCAUUGAAAGUAAAGAUUCAUUCAGCUGGAGUGUGAGGAAAAUUCUGAAAACAAGGGAAGAUUUGCAACCUUUGUUCUCAAGGAUAACAGACUGGAGCAAGGUGAAUGCUCAUUGGAUUUGGCAGGAGAUUAGGGAGAGAAGAGUGAAAGUUGAAUGGCACAGGAUAGUCUGGCUGCCAACUACUGAUAAGCUAGCUCGCAUGAGGAUUGAGGUGGAUGACAAGUGCAGAUUGUGUGAAGAUACGCCUGAGACUCGCAGCCAUUUGUUCUUUGAAUGUUCGUUUUCGAAGGCUGUGUGGGAGAGGAUUGCACGACUUUGCAAUGUUAACAGACCUGUAGGGACCUGGGAUGAGGAGCUAAUUGGGCUGUUAAUAGGUUCAAAGAGGAAUUAUAGACAGUUUAGAGGAGUGAGUAGGGAUAUAGAUAAUGUGGUGAAUUGUAUUAAAGAGGUAGUGAGGGUGAAGCAGUGUUUUUGUCUACUGCUUCUUGGAUAA
Messenger RNA from Hibiscus syriacus, 2700 nucleotides. RefSeq lists its product as uncharacterized. The transcript is spliced from 14 exons. The record is from RefSeq and is a predicted model, not a curated record. The coding region runs from base 1 to 2700 and encodes 899 amino acids. Lineage: Eukaryota; Viridiplantae; Streptophyta; Magnoliopsida; Malvales; Malvaceae.